Messenger RNA from Nematostella vectensis (starlet sea anemone), 3387 nucleotides. Its product is annotated as Fanconi anemia group B protein. Gene Ontology annotation, biological process: interstrand cross-link repair; replication-born double-strand break repair via sister chromatid exchange; positive regulation of double-strand break repair via homologous recombination. Bases 420 to 2711 code for a protein of 763 amino acids. The record is from RefSeq and is a predicted model, not a curated record. Gene Ontology annotation, cellular component: Fanconi anaemia nuclear complex. The transcript is spliced from 10 exons. NCBI's taxonomy places the organism in Eukaryota, Metazoa, Cnidaria, Anthozoa, Actiniaria, Edwardsiidae.
GAAAUGACAGCCAGCGAAACUCCACUCUGAUUUGGUCGAAUUGUGCCUUGUUUUGCGACGCAGCACGUUUCGUAUAUCGUGUCGGGGACUGUUCGCGCGCUACGGGGAAGUAGCUCGGAUUAUGCAACGUAACUUGAGCGGGUGGUAUCUACCAAACACGGAGAGCGCGUCGCAAAACAGAGGGGAGGGGAGAAAACUCAGCAACCCGGUGAAAUCCCAGUCGAAUGGCUUCAAACUCGGUCGAGUAAGAACGACACAACAAGUGAGUCAUUGCGAGUCAUUUUAUUCAUAAAUACACAAUUUUGAAGAUUUAGAAUUUUGACCGUAUCGUCAAAAUACAUAUAAUGAGCUUGGGCUGCCUGUGAUUUAUCUUGUUGGGCUGGAAUACCUGUGGCUGGCAAUAUGGCGGCAAAGACAAAAUGAGCACAUCGGUGAAUGACAAGCUCCGUUUUCUCGCAUUUAAAGGGGCUUUCAUCCUAUGCGAACAUGUCGUCCGUGAAACAGACGGAAACUGUGUAAAGAUAUCAUAUUUUCGCUAUAAUGCUCCUGGAAAAACAUUCUCAAAGUCGAAAGAAAGGUUUAUCUCUCUUGGACUACCGAGGGAAGCGCGCGUUAGAAUUUUGAGAUUUGAGAAAGUCCUGGAACGAUCGACUGGGCUUAUUCAGCCUGCUCUCUUAGUGGAACAUCAAAGCAACUCACGGACGUUCAAUUAUUCUUGUUUUUUCCUGGUGAAUUCACUUUCAUUUGUUGAUGCUGGAAGUUUCAGUCAAAGUUAUUGCCUCCCUGCAGAGGUAGAUAUUUGUAAUGGCCCAACUAUUUUCUGGAUUCAUAAAGACACUGCUCAUUUUGGUUCAUCAACUCGACUUGAAUUCAAGACUGCCACUUAUAAGCUGGGUUCCUAUACCAAGAUUAAAAUCCUGUGGUGCGGAGUUAUUGACAAUAGUUUUCUUGCUAUGGGGGUAGGCAGGAAUGAUAGCCUGAAUACAAUAGAAUGGAUAUCCAUUGAUUCUUGCACGGGUGUCAUUGAGGGUGAUGUCUAUGUUCCUUAUGCAUAUGCACCAGUAGUUAAGUGCUGUACUGUUAUAGAUGGAGGUUUAACUAGUACAGGUGGAUGCAGUGUUGUGAUUGGUACGUCGAUGGGUCAGCUGAUCGAAUUCAACCAAGGAAGACUUGUCAACUAUUGCCAGCUUCCUUUCCAGGAUCCAUGUCAAAUUACCAUAGUUGAGGUUGACUGUUAUCUAUGGUUUCUUGUUGAAUCUGAUCGCAAGAAAGCUUGUGUUGCUUGUUUUCAUCAGAAAAAGACUUUUCCAGAAUGGGAGGAUGUACGGUUUGGAUUAGUGGAUGAUUUCCUUGGGGCAGGGACUGAGCAAGUGUUACUGGUCCAUCAUUCUUCCUCUGACUCCGAUCAGCCUUUUCUUAAAUCCUUUACCUUGACUGAUCUAAAUGGCUUAACUGUCUCUUCAGCAAAAGAAGUGAGAGAGCUUUCUAUUGAAAGUGUCUCUAAUUCAGAUGCACUACAACAGACUGUCCAAGCUUUGCAAUGCCAAUUACAGGCCUGCAAUGCUAAGGUAACAGAACUCCGAAUGGAGCUGAAAGACAAGCAAGCUUUUAUUUGUCAAACUUGCAAGAGACUUCACCAAAUGACUUCACCCAACUUGAAAACUAGUGGAAUUGUGAAAUCUUCAGGCAUGAUCUGUUAUCUGGAAGGUGUAACUGGGAAAGAUCAGCAUGAUUCCUCCAAAUCUCAACUUGAGCGUCCAUCUGUGGGUAGUAUUUGGCAAAGAGUUCUUGACGACUGCUGGAUAGUUGGUUUGGAGAUCCAUAAUAUAAGUAAAAGUGUCAUGUCAGACGUAGCAUUGUCUUUAGUGGGUUGUAGACCUGGGUAUAUGGUGUCUAACUCAAAAAGUCUGUUGGGCAAAACACACUCCCUACUGAACUUAGUAGACAACAGCCCUAUUCAAAAUAAAGAAGAAAGCGUGAUCCCACUCCUCAAGAAAAGGCGAGUUGAUACAACAGCUCAAGAAUCUGUGUUACCAGGGAAACUAGAAGCUGGGCCUACGUUACCAGGGAAACAAAAAGAUGGACCUAUGUUUCUAUGGAAACAGGAAGGUAAAGAGUCCUUGUUACCAUGGAAACAAAAAUGUGGAGAAUCCCUGUUACCAGGUCAACAAGCAGAUAUUGUCACCGUGGCUACAUUACCUCAGUUCACCCUUGGGAAUAGGUAUGCUUGCUCUGUUGUGCUGUCUUGGAGAUAUGACUUCAGCGAACUUGAGGGGGAGAGAGAUGCGAUGUGUUGUGGAUAUGUUACUUUAAUGGCUGAAGAUGUCCUUAAUGGAAAGUAUGGUAUGCACGAAGAGACAGAAUGCACUGCAGCAAAGAGAAACUGGAUGGCCGUUAAAGCAGUUUCUUUGGAAACAAGUUUAGUUCUCAGCAGCAACCUUACCUCCUUGCUACACAUCACCACAAUGCUGCGGGGUGGCCUCGGCCUUGUGUCAGGAGCCGUCAGUGACUGUUUACGUGAUUCAGAUCAGUGCCUCCUGUAUGCUGAUAAUGUCAGCGGACCUAUGAAGGGUGUCGCCAUGGUAAUAAGUGCGAGCCGUAGAGAAGCUCAGGUCAAGCUUUAUACAAGAACCACAAGCCAAGUAUACUUGGUUCUCCAUCGAUUACGUAACAUCCUGGCUGAUGACGUCACCAUUAAUCUAGACUCCUGAUAAAGAAGCUAAUCUACCACACCAUCCCACAUGGUGUAGCAUUUGACACGCCGAUACCACAGCCUCACACAUGGUACAGCAUUUGACACACCGCUACCACACCCUCACACAUGGUGCAGCAUUUGGCACACCGCUACCACACCCUCACACAUUGUGUAGCAUUUGACACACUGUACCAAACUCCCCCACAUGGUACAGCAUUUGACACACCUCUACCUGUCUCUUAUUAUUCUGGUAGCGCUGGUACAGAUCACAACAUAUAUGGAACAACCUAAUGUUUGUAGCUAGAAUCGGACCAUCUCCGCGGAAAUAAGAAUCGUUGUCAUUCUAUAACAGCUGAAUAGCUCUAUAUAAAAACACCAACAAAGCUACUGAAUUUGGGAAUCGAGUGAAUGUGUUUCUUUUGUUUGCUGAUGCGUCGUCGCUAUGUACGAGUCUUCCAACAGAGAGGUAUAAUAAACUAGGAUGUAUGUAGUUUUUUUUUUAUCAUAAUUUUUCGUGCAUGUGCACACGGCUUCAACGUCUACCAUUUAUAUUACGAAUUACAUGGAUACACGUGCAUUUGUUUAAUCUACCUAUCCAUUCUGUACAGAUUUAUAUAUAGUACAAUUGUAUACUUUUGUUAUGUCUUUACUCUGUAUAAUAAAAAAAAAAUGUUUUUUUUUGUUCAAUAUAA